UGCUAAGUAACGCUUGCGAUAAAAACAAUCAACGACAAAGCUCAUAAAAUUUUUUCGUGAUUUUCAACAAUUUUUUAUUUCAAUGAUAAAUCAUGAGUGCGAUAGGAUCCGUAGAAUCUAGAGGAUCCAGUGGUUCCAGUCGACGUUCGCUUAAUCGACAAUAUCGCACUAUAAAUAAAGUUUCCACUGUGGAUGAAAGUCUAUUUGGAUUACCGACUAAAGCUCGUCAAAGACAGAAGUCGGCAAAUGAUGAUGUUUUGCUGUUGACUUCUCGACAAGAAUUACCAAACUCAACUGUAAAGCAAAGAUCAAAUGACCCAGAACUCAUUGAAAUUAUCACAAAGGAUAUGAUAAGAAAAUUAAAAGUACCUGAGGAAGAUCCAUCUGGAAAAUCUGUAGUUUUGGACAGAAAUGACUUUAAUCGAAUCAAAAGUGCAUCCUAUGUUUUGAGUAAAGAGGAAAAACUUAAUGUGGUAGAGGAAGCAAAGAAAAGAAAAAAAGAACUUAUGAAUGCUUGUGAAGAAAGGAAAAAUUUCAUGCAGACAAUGGAAUUAAAUCGCAAAGAAAAUGAGAAACUAUCAGAUUUGGAACAGGAAGCAAAAGAAAAGUCUCAAUAUCUUCUUGAAAAAGCCACAGAGCAAAUGGAGGAACAAGAGGAUGAAAUAAAGAAAUUGAACGAAUUGAUUUUAAACGCUAAAUGUCAUGCCAUACGUGAUGCUCAACUUGUUGAAAAAGUUGAAGUAAAAAAAGAAAUGUUGGAUGAAGAAACUCGACUUGAUGAAAUGAUGGAACUCGAACGUCGUAAAGCUCUACAAGAAUAUGAAGAACGUGAAAAAAUUAGACAAAUUGAGAGGAUAAAAGGCGCUCAAAUCAUACAAAAACAAAUUGCUGAGAAUGAACAGAAACGACUGCUCGAUGAACAGAAGAAGGACCAAGAAACACAGGCAAUGCUUCAAUAUUUGGAGAAACUUCAGCAGGAGGACCUUGACGAACUGAUGAAAAAAAGAGAAACGCAGAAGCAACUUAUGGAAGACGUAAACAAAGCAAAUGAGGAAAUGCAGCGAUUGAGGAAACUCAAGAAUGAACAAGAAAAACUUGCUGAUAUCAAAGUUAUGGAAUAUUUGAAGGAAAAAUUAGCACGAGAAGAGGCGUUCCAAGAAGAACUUGAAGGACAACGCAUUGAACGAGAAAAAGAAAUUGCUAGGUUAAGAGCUCAGCAAGAACAAGCUAAGGAUAAACAAGCUGAACAGAAUGCUUUGCGAGCAAAGAGAAAUCAUGAAGAAGCUGAAAGGAAUUGGCGUAAAAAAGAGAGAGAAGAAGCUUUAAAAAAGGCAGAAAGUGAAAAAAUGUUAAAGGAAGCAAGAGAACGUCAAGUCAAAGAUAAGGAACAUUUCCUAGCUGUACAGGCUGCUCGAGAUAGAGCUGAAUUUGAACGUGUGCUAGUAGCUCAACAAGAACGACUACAACGAGAUGAGGAAAUCGAUAAACAAAGUUCAAUAAGAAGACAUCGUUUUGCUCAAGAUAUCCGAGAACAAAUCUCCGAGAAAGAAAAAGAAAAAGUACACUUGAGAAAAACUUACUUUGAAGAAGGAGAGAAAUUAAACAAAGAAGCUAAAGAGCGGAGACAAAAACUUGACGAAAUCAAGCGCCGAAAGUUGAAGGAAUUAAGAGAUGCUGGAGUACCAGAUAAAUAUUGUAAUGAAGUUGCUCGACGUGUUGCUGCUCCACCACUGUAUUAAACUAACAUGUAGUGACAAUGUAAGAUUUUAGCUAAAGUAAACUUCAAAACUGAAUGAUAUAUUUACCCGGAAAAAUUUUAUAAAUUGUACAAUAAAAUGUGUUCACUAAUA
Molecule: messenger RNA, 1850 nt
Organism: Xenia sp. Carnegie-2017
Lineage: Eukaryota; Metazoa; Cnidaria; Anthozoa; Malacalcyonacea; Xeniidae
Product: cilia- and flagella-associated protein 45-like
Exons: 15
Coding region: 93-1739 (548 amino acids)
Source: RefSeq, a predicted model, not a curated record